Molecule: messenger RNA, 4841 nt
Organism: Populus trichocarpa (black cottonwood)
Lineage: Eukaryota; Viridiplantae; Streptophyta; Magnoliopsida; Malpighiales; Salicaceae
Exons: 5
Coding region: 270-2525 (751 amino acids)
Molecular function (GO): protein dimerization activity; DNA binding
Source: RefSeq, a predicted model, not a curated record
ACUCCCUUAACUCGGUCCUCUCUCUGAAAAAAACACAAAAACCCAACAGUCGAAAACCCAAGUAAGUCUAUUAUCCUCUCUUGUUAUGUUUCAUGUCUUUAGUUCUUGCCUUUUUUAUGUCACAAUCUUUGUCUAUGCAAAGGGGGUUUUGUCAGUUUAGAUUGUCUCUUUGAAUUUAGGAAGAUAGAAGGGAAAAGUUCAUAUUUUUGUGAGUUUGGGUAUAGAAAGAUUUAAGCUUUGGUGGUAAUUGAUUAUUGAGGUUUGUUGAAAUGGGCUCUAAUUUGGAGCCAAUUCCGAUAACAUCGCAAAAACAUGACCCGGCGUGGAAGCAUUGUCAAAUGUUUAAGAACGGAGAGAGGGUUCAGUUAAAAUGUGUGUAUUGUGGCAAGAUUUUUAAAGGAGGAGGGAUUCAUAGGAUUAAGGAACAUUUAGCUGGUCAAAAGGGUAAUGCUGCUACUUGUGUACAAGUCCCUUCGGAUGUUAGGCUUAUGAUGCAACAAAGUUUAGAUGGGGUUGUAGUUAAGAAGCGGAAGAAGCAAAAAAUUGCAGAGGAGAUAACGAAUUUGAAUCCAGUUUCUAGUGAGAUAGGGGUUUUUGAUAAGGAUGUUAAUACUGGAAUGGAGUUAACUGGGGUUACGGAUGCUAUUGACCCUGUUUCAAGUUUGUUAGUUAGUGGAGAAGAUGGAAUGGGAAAAAAAGGCGGGGAGAGGAGGAAGAGGGGAAGGGGUAGAGGCAGAGGUUCUGUUACAAAUGCUAAAGCUGUUGUUACCAUGGGUAGUGGUAUGCCGUUAUCAGGGGGUAAAAGGAAAAACGAUCACAUUCAUAUGGCAAUAGGGAGGUUUUUGUAUGAUAUCGGGGCAUCUUUGGAUGCUGUGAACUCGGCUUAUUUUCAGCUAAUGGUUCAAGCAAUUGCCUCAGGAGGAUCAGAGGUUGUAGUGCCUUCAUACCACGAUCUUCGAGGUUGGGUACUGAAGAAUUCAGUUGAAGAAGUAAAGAAUGAUGUUGAUAAGCACAUAGCAACUUGGGAAAGGACUGGUUGUUCUGUUUUGGUUGAUCAGUGGAACACAGUAAUGGGUAGAACUCUGAUAAAUUUUUUGGUUUAUUGUCCUGAAGGAGUGGUGUUUUUGAAAUCCGUGGAUGCAUCUGAUAUUAUUAAUUUACCAGAUGCUCUUUAUGAAUUGCUUAAGCAAGUAGUUGAAGAAAUUGGAGCAAGACAUGUUUUACAAGUCAUUACUCGAAUGGAAGAGCAAUUAAUCUGUGCAGGGAGAAGGUUAGCUGAUACUUUCCCUAACCUUUAUUGGGCUCCUUGUGCAGCACAUUGUCUAGAUUUGAUACUUGAGGAUUUUGCAAAACUUGAGUGGAUAAAUUCAGUAAUUGAACAGGCUAGGUCUAUUACAAGAUUUGUAUACAAUCAUAGUGUGGUUUUGAAUAUGAUGAAAAGGUAUACUUUUGGAAAUGAUAUUGUAGAACCAGGAAUUAGUCGCUUUGCCACAAACUUUGGAACAUUGAAACGAAUGGUUGAUCUUAAACAUAACCUGCAGACCAUGGUUACUUCACAGGAGUGGGUGGACUGCCCAUAUUCAAAGAAACCUGGGGGGCUGGAAAUGUUAGAUUUGGUAAGUGAUCAGUCAUUUUGGUCAUCAUGCGUCCUAAUAACCCAUUUAACUAAUCCUCUCUUGCAAGUUUUGAGACUAGUUGGCAGCAAGAAGAGGCCUGCUAUGGGAUAUAUUUAUGCAGGAAUGUAUCGAGCUAAAGAAGCAAUUAAGAAAGAACUUAUAAAGAGGGACGAGUAUACUGUCUACUGGAAUAUUAUAGACCAUUGGUGGGAACAACAAUGGAAUCUCCCUCUUCAUGCUGCAGGUUUCUACCUUAAUCCCAAGUUCUUUUAUAGUUUUGAAGGAGAUAUGCCCAAUGAGAUUCAGUCUGGGAUGUACGACUGCAUAGAAAAGUUUGUUCCUGACUUAAAUGUGCAAGAUAAAAUCAUCAAAGAGGUAAACUCUUACAAGAAUGCUGGUGGUGAUUUUGGGAGGAAGAUGGCUGUUAGAGCUAGAGACACUAUGCUUCCUGCUGAAUGGUGGUCAACAUAUGGAGGAAGUUGCCCAAACUUGGUGCGUUUGGCCUUCCGUAUUCUCGGUCAAACCUGCAGUUCAAUUGAGUAUAAGCGAAGCCAGAUUCCUUUUGAACAAUUGCAUGAUACAAAAAAUUGCCUGGAGCGUCAACGACUCAGUGAUCUAGUUUUUGUUCAGUGCAACUUGCGACUCAGACAAAUGGUCGAUGAGAAUGAGGAACAGGAUCCUAUAUCAUUUGAUAGCAAUAAUACAUUGAAGGACUGGGUCAAGGGAAAAGACUUGUGCUCGGAAGACUUUGAUACAUUGAAUUGGAUGGCAGUUGAUCCACCUUCUGACAAUGCAAGGCUCCUGGGAACUUCACCCAGUGAAAUCGAAGACUUAGGUGCAGGGUUCGAUGAUUAUGAGAUUUUUAAUAGAGUAAAAGAGGGCGAGGAGGAAAAUGUUGAAUCAAUGUAGCUGGUCAACAGAAAAGCAUCCAAGGUACACUGGUCUCACCUGGAGUAUUUAGGACAAUCACCGAGUUGCCUAUACUAGAGAGAUAUUGUGAUCAUCUAACUUGACUCUGUGAUUGAAGUUGACACAAUUACCAAUGGAUCAGGACUUCCAUGUGUGUAAAACUAAUCACCAGGAAGACUGGUCAUGACCAGGGUGAAAGCGAGAAAAAGAUACGAUUGCCUAUGGUUCUAUUAGUAAAUGCAGCCGGGUAGUUUUUAUGUCAGAGAAAAACGCAUUUCAGUAGAUAGAUGGAUGGAUGUGGUUUUAUACAUAAGCAUGCUCUUGUACAUUUAAUCUCUUCAAAUAACUUUCAUGUCUUUCUAGUGCUAAUUUUUACUCUGCCAAGUAAAGUCACUUGGCAUUGUAACCAAUUGACCAGGGAUCAAAUCCUACUUACACAGUUACACUUGGGAUUGAACAGGAAAAGGGAGGUUGCCUCCUUUUAUGGAACCAAAGGUUCAAUUAGUCUUCUGAUGAACAAAUAAACAAAAAACUUUUCUUCUGCAAAGGUAGGUAUUCAGUUGUGAAUAAUUUGUCUUUUUCUGCCAAGCAUUUCUAUUUUGGUCAAUGAGUUAUACCAUAUGAUGGGGAUCAUUAUAGCCCUGAUUCAUGGUAUUGGUUGAUAAUGGACUUUUGUCUUCCAGAUGGAUUAGAGUAAACGAAAUGGAGAAGAGAAAAAAAGUGUAUGAUAAAAGCACAAGUUAUUUAUUCAAUAUUUUCUGAGUCUUAUGUUUUAAAUUGUAUUUUACAUGUUCUGAUUCUUAGUCAUGUUUGAGAUUUGAUUUUAGUUGAGGUUCAGAUUGUAUAACAAAUUAAGAUGUGCUGAAUAUUUGGAGAGUAAGUGGGAACAUUUUUUGUUAUUGUUAAUACUUCUUUCUUGCGCGCAGUUGUAACCUUUGCAUUAUCAUUUACAAAUCCAUUACAACUAAUAUUUGCAACCAUUGGAACAUAAAAGAGGCCAGCUGAAACAGAGAAUCCCUAAACUAUUGAAGAACUGGAGAGGGAUUGAGGCGGAACUUCCAAGAUUAAGGUAAAACUCUUAUUUUGCUACAACGUCCAGCCUCAAUUGUCUUCAACAUUUAAAGUUACAAGAUUUGUUCGAAGAAACAACAUUAGUGCUAGAUGAUUUAUUUUUUAUUUUCAUUCCAUAAGUGAUGAAGGGUUUUGACCAGGGUUUUGGUAUUUAUCAACCUUCGUUAUUAUGGAAUUAAACCAACUCUGGUUUUAGGAAGGUUUGGAGGAAGAGUAGGAAGAAUGUGUGAAAACUACGAGGGUUUCUUUUGUGCUCCUUCGGAGGCUUGACAUUUUUGUUCAAAUGUGAUACAUCUCAAGAUAUAGACUUCUCUGAUUCACUCAGAGUAAAUGUGAUUCUGUGUAAAUAGUGGAUCUGUGCGAUGUCAUGUUGAAGAAUUUGAUGGAUGAUUGGCUUGUUUUAUGCUAAUUUUACACGUGCAGUUGAAGUAACUUCAACAGUCAAACUUCAACGCAGGGAAAAGACUCCACUAGAAUUGCUCCUUUUCUUCCUCUCUCUUUUUCGCUACACUUUGUUCAACCUAUUUGCUGUCAAACUUCAACAUUUGACCUUGCUCCAGGAGAGCUUGAAUAGGAGCUCGCAAGCUUCAACUUUCUUGGGUAAAUAAGCCGUGUGUCUAUGUCGCCAGCAUCUUUGACCGGUAAAAAAGCUUCAACAAUGCCUCAUUUACUUGCGAAUUGCACAGAGUAACAGAAACAAGACGAACUUUUAAUCAACAGCUAUUGAAGGUGACUUCUAUCCUUUCCUUGUUUAUUUGUCUUUCUAGUUUUGUAUCGGUUGCUAUUACAGUGUUUUUAGGGUAACUUUGGCUUAGCGAUUUGCUUUUGUGGUUGCAAUGUGAUUAAUUUAUACAUCUGAGAUAGUGCAUUAACGCAUACACUGUGUCCCGUAUUGUAGAAAAAGGGUGAAUCCUAAGCUUAUCUACCCUCUACAAUUUCUCGUGUGUUUGUGCUGUAGAACUCAUGUGAAGUCAAAGAACAAUGUCGUGUAAACUCGAUUCAUCUGUAUGGAAGCAACAUGCUGCGUGCCAUUCACUAUCUUGCAAAAUCACGCUUCAUUCAAUGUUCAGUACACUCAAUCAAAAAACCUUUGACAUUGUAGGAUGGUAAAGUCAUUCACUCAAGUUGCCACGUCCUUUUUAGGAGCACAUCCUUAUCCCACUAUAAAAUGUCCUGUAACCAGUUGAUAGUUGAAGGAACUUUUUGCAUAUAAUAGUGAGAUUUUGCAAUAUACUUAAGAAUAAA